AUGGCGCCGGUAAUGAACACUCAAAACCUGAUGUAUGCUGCUGGGGGAGUAGCUGGAGCUCUUGUUCUAUGGUACAUCAUCAGCAACGACGGGAAACGACAUCCUCCAACGGUGCCAUUCGAUUUGAAACGUUUGGCCAUUCUGAAAGAGAGGAAGCUCAGUAUACAAACACAUGAAGAUCACAAGAAGCUUGGUCCUGUACUUCGCUUCAGUUUUCUUGGAGUCGACCAAUAUUUUGUUGCUGAUGCGCAAGCAUGUCAACGCAUUCUCGCUGGCCCAGCUCAAGAGUUUUAUCGUGACGACACGCUUCAAAACGCCUUCUCUGGCAUAGCCAAGAUGCUGCUGUUUGCGAUCCCUGCUGGUGAUCAAUGGGCUAGACACCGCAAGCUAUUAAGUCCCUCAUUCAGUCAAAUCCAAGUCCUACACGCUUUCGGUGAAACCAUCAAGGCAGUCAACACUCUGCUCGACAUCUGGAAGAGUCAUCCACGUGGGACGAUUGUGAAUCUUCACUAUGAUUUUUCCAUGAUGGCUUUGGAUGUUGUUGGAUACACUGCUGAAGGGAAGGAUUCAGAUGGAUACCACAUGGUGGAAAAGCUAUCUGACAAGGUCAUGUACCGAAUGGUCGUGCCAAGGUUCCUUUGGAGAUUCAUUGGUCUUGAGAACAGCAGCAUCGCGGAUGGAAGUGCCUACAUUCGUGAAAUGAUUACCAAAGUGUUGGAAGCCAAGAACGCAUCCACUACCAUCAAACCAGACAGGCAGAUGGAUGUACUGGAUCGCUUGCUUGCCAAGACUGAUUCUGGUGAAGCUAGAUUCACUCAAGAAGAAGUCGUCGAUGAAAUCGUUGGCUUUUAUGCUGCUGGUCAUGAAACUACAGCAAAUACUUUGACCUUUUGCUUUGCUGCCAUGCUUCUCAACCCCGAGACCAAGGCCAAACUGGUUGCUGAGAUUGACUAUGUUCUUCGUGGUGCUCCUCCAACAUACCAAGAUCUCGGCAAACUCAAGUACAUGGACAACUUCAUCAGUGAAGUGCAACGGUUUUAUGCCGUCGUAUUCAUGAUUCCUCGACGUUCUCGUGUCGACACUGAACUGUGUGGCUACCACAUCCCCAAGAACUCUCUUGUCCUCGUCAAUGUAUUCAGUACUCAUCGUGGCUCAUGGAAUUGGGGAGACGAUGCUGAGGUUUUUGAUCCAUCUCGUUUUGAUCGUCCAGUUCCUGGUGGUGCAUUCAUUCCAUUUGGAGCUGGAAAUAUGAUGUGCAUCGGACAACGUACUGCUUUGGCAGAAGUCAAAGCAUCCAUGGUUGUUCUUCUUCAGAACAUGGACUUUGAGCUUAUGCCAGGACAAGACUUUGAUCCCAUUAUUGGCGUCACCCAAGGAUUGAAAAAGGGAUUGAUGGUCAAGACCUCCCCUCUUUGA
Messenger RNA from Synchytrium microbalum, 1416 nucleotides. RefSeq lists its product as uncharacterized. The coding region runs from base 1 to 1416 and encodes 471 amino acids. Gene Ontology annotation, molecular function: heme binding; monooxygenase activity; iron ion binding. The record is from RefSeq and is a predicted model, not a curated record. The transcript has 12 exons. NCBI's taxonomy places the organism in Eukaryota, Fungi, Chytridiomycota, Chytridiomycetes, Synchytriales, Synchytriaceae.